Molecule: messenger RNA, 1006 nt
Organism: Ectocarpus siliculosus
Lineage: Eukaryota; Phaeophyceae; Ectocarpales; Ectocarpaceae
Source: the annotation of a GenBank genome assembly
GAGACGAGCAGGGCAGAGUGGGAGGAAAGUAGUGAUACAGCAUGCCUCCGGUCCACUGGCACAAGCUCCCCUGGCGGCAGUUGAUCUCGCACGAGAUCAGGCGUGAUGGCUUCAAGCCGUUCUUCAUCGGAAUGGGGAUCUCCGCGUUCCUGUGCGGCGUGGUGCCUUCGAUCGGUUUCACCGACGAGGACCGUAAGAACUCGGUGUACUACCAACAGCGCAUGCGCACGAUGAAGUACGAAGACCAUUAGUUGUAGGGUUCGCUCCUGCUUCUGGGUAGGCGGGUAGUGAUAGUAGUGGAAAGGGAGACCCAAUUUGGGGGGGGGGGGGGGGUAGGCAAUGGAGGAAUUGGCUUGGUCUUUCUUCCACGUCUUGGUCAUUCUUUGAUGAUGGCGCAGCAGGAAGACGAUACGAUGCGAGUUUUUUUCCCAUGUGCGUUGGAGAGGGGAAGCAAGAAUCCAUACGUUAUUUCUUAUUUGCGCCGGACGCAACAAUCGUUCCCCUUACACCUCCCGGCCAACACGAGGGGAGUAAGUAGUUUUGGAGUGGUGUGGCGGAGCGGCCCCCUCCAGUUUUGUAAGCUUAACGAUAUGACUUUGGCGCGGAUGGCAGUCUGGGGGACUCCUACGAGGCGCUAUUGCAUCGCGAAAAUCCCGGGGCACAUGAAAGGUGGCACCCACCAAUCACACCCACCCGUGGUGCGUGAGCACUGCUUGUCUCAUCGCCGGGAUUUUGCGCGAAGCUUGGCUUGGCUUUCGGCUCGGGCCUCAAGUGUGGUGCGUCGCAGGGCGUCGACCUGGUGUUUCAGCGUGAGCGGUGCUGAUAAUACAGUCGGGGGCGUUUUUCGCAUAUCAGUUUUCUUGGCGGCGGGGUCUUUCAUCAGGGACAGGGCGAAUGUUGCAGAUGCCGUCUGCACGGCGAGUCUCACGUAUUUUCAUCAGGGACGGGGCGAAUCUGUCAGAAGAUGCCGUCUGUACGGCGGUGUCUACCAUCGUGCUGCCUAUCU